Messenger RNA from Mauremys reevesii (Reeves's turtle), 543 nucleotides. RefSeq names its product eukaryotic translation initiation factor 3 subunit F-like. Lineage: Eukaryota; Metazoa; Chordata; Testudines; Geoemydidae. Gene Ontology annotation, cellular component: eukaryotic translation initiation factor 3 complex, eIF3m. Gene Ontology annotation, molecular function: metallopeptidase activity; translation initiation factor binding; translation initiation factor activity. Bases 1 to 543 code for a protein of 180 amino acids. Gene Ontology annotation, biological process: translational initiation. The transcript is spliced from 3 exons. The record is from RefSeq and is a predicted model, not a curated record.
AUGAACAUAACAAAGCCAAGCCCAGCACCCGCACCGCCAGUGGCGGCGACCCCAGCGCCGCCUGUGCCUCCCCCUGCAGCAGCCCCAGGCCUGCUGGCCCCCGCGGCGCUGCCUGGCCCCUUCCCCGGCGGCCGCGUGGUCCGGCUGCACCCGGUCAUCCUGGCCUCCAUCGUGGACAGCUUCGAGCGGCGCAACGAGGGCGCGGCCCGCGUUAUCGGGACCCUGCUAGGCACUGUGGACAAGCUCUCAGUGGAAGUCACCAAUUGCUUCUCGGUCCCACACAACGAGUCUGAAGAUGAGGUGGCUGUCGAUAUGGAAUUUGCCAAGAAUCUGUAUGAGCUGCACAAGAAGGUUUCCCCUAGUGAAAUCAUUUUGGGGUGGUAUGCUACGGGCCAUGACAUUACAGAGCACUCUGUCCUGAUCCAUGAGUAUUAUAGCCGGGAAGCACACAAUCCAAUCCACCUCACUGUGGACACCAGUCUCCAGAAUGGGUGCAUGAGCAUCAAAAUUCUUGAAGGUCUGGCAUUUGAGCUCCUGGCUUAA